CUCUCUCUCUCUCUCUCGCUCAUCGGCUCUGCUCAUGGCCGUGGUCAAUAGUGGUUCGUCCGGUUGCAGGACCGUGGUCAUGGCUGGUCAUUUUUGGGCGAGACGGCCAGCCCUGAGGCAGCAGAGGAGUUUAGCCUCGGUGAACCAGCGCAUGAGGGCAUCCAGCGCCGCGGGCCACGGGGGCAAAAACUCGGCGUGGAGCCAGCAGGAGCCUCCCAACUAUCUCUGGUCCAACCGUACGCUGAUCUACAGAGAUGUCAAGGCUUUUCUCAAAGAAAUUGGCGGAGAUCCACGGGAGGCUCGCUACUGGUUAACACACUUCCAGCGGGCCGGUUCAUUUCCAGCCUUCGCGGUUCUGGAGGUUGACACUUCGGUGUUUGAUAGCCAUGAGAUGGUUCAGAGUCUGGCCUUUGGGCUCUCGUUCUUGCAGCGGAUGGACAUGAAGCUUGUGGUGGUGAUGGGCUUGCCUCCUGAUUUGGAGGAAGAGGACGGCGCCAAAACCGAGACUAAAUCCUCCCUCGCCAGGACUACGAUGGUGAAACACUGUCAGGCUUUAACAGAAGCCCUUCAGCACAACUCAGCCAAUGUGAUGCCCUUCUUUAGCUCAGAGGCCCUCUUACAACUGCAGCACACUCAGGAUGAGAGCAGCAGUGGGCUCUCCGUUGUCGUGAACUCUGCUCUUCUGCAGUGGACUCUGGACUGCAGAGUGAUUCCUCUGGUCUGUCCGGUGGGCCGCGAUGCAUCGGGCCGCUCUUCUGUGCUCAGACCCAUCCAGGUCACAGCAGCCAUCUCGCAGUCACUGCAGCCUCUGAAAGUCAUAUUCCUGAACAGCUCAGGGGGCAUCCGCAACCAAAACCACAAGGUGUUGGGUUUGGUGUCAUUGCCGGGAGAUCUGUCAGGUCUGAAGGACGUGGAGCACAGACGCGUCAGUGCCAUAGCUCAGCUGCUCAACCUGCUUCCGGCGGAGAGCUCGGCUGUCCUCACCUCGGCCGACACGCUUCUCACUGAGCUCUUCAGCCACAAGGGCUCAGGCACCCUUUUCAAAAAUGGAGAUCCAAUUCACAGAUACAGUAGCCUGGAUGACAUUGAUACUGACCGUCUCUUGGCACUGAUCAACAAGUCUUUUGAGAAGAACCUGAGAGAGGAUUAUAUAGCUUCUCUCAAGGGUAGACUGCAUUCCAUUUACCUUUCUCAGGGGUACAGCGCAGCUGCUAUAAUCACCACAGAGCCUGUGAACAGCGGCACUCCGUACCUGGACAAAUUUGUGGUCAGCAGCAGUAAACAAGGCCAAGGAACCGGUCAGAUCUUGUGGGAGUGUAUUCGUCAGGACCUGGGCAAGCUCUUCUGGAGAUCCCGCGCUAACAACCGCAUCAAUCCCUGGUAUUUCAAGCACUGUGAUGGCAGUUUCGUAAAUGGUCACUGGAUUGUGUUCUGGCUCGGCCUUUCGGACAUCCGUGAGUCUUACGAGCUGGUGGAGUACACCAAGUGCCUUCCUGACUCCUUCUGCUCUCACAUCGCAACAGGAGCAACACCACUUCAGCAACCUCAAGGCUCAUGAAAACAACACUCGCCUCACACACUGCAUUCACUGGACACGGGCUUCAUAUCGUAACUGUGUCUUUAAGUACUAGUAACAAUGUCAAUUUCAUUCCAAACCUAUCAAACCUAUAAGACUAGGGUGGAACACACACACUGUGAGAAAGGUGUUUUGAGGUUUUGAGUCAUUGGCCAUGAUGGACCUCAUCUGUAUUUACAGUAUGAGUGGGAAAAAGAGAUUAAACAAAAUGAAAAAACAUUAAACUAAAUAUCUUCUUUUUUGUGUUACACUAUUUGACUAUUUGUUUUUAGUUGUAUCUCCUCUGGGAUUGCAGUAAAUUGGCCAAAAACGCCUAAACUGGCAUAUUUGCAGAAAUGUCUAAUAAGGUUCACAGUCCCUGUAGCUCUGAAUGGAAAAAGAAGUGGAGAAGGGACCCGUAACCUUGGAAACCAACAGGAAUGUCAUAUUUGGCUGCUUUUUUUUUUUUUUACAGACGUAUGCCAUUGUGUAUCAUUACAUUUCUCAAGUUUAGUAAACUGUCAUUAGCUGCAUUUUUAAUGUGCAUAUAUUUAUUUUUACUUUAUUAUCUAGCCUGUUAGUUUGCUUAGCAGCAAAUGGUAAACUGUCAAACUAGUUAUUGCCUAUAAACUCAUCAAAAACUCCUGUACCAUAUUUAAGGUCUUAUUUCUUUUGAAAUAUAAAUAUAUAUAUUAUUGUUUUAUUUAAUUUGUUCAGUGUGGACACAUGAAAUUGAUUCAAAUUGACAAAAUGUUUUUCAAAACAAAUUCUGAUUUCAAAGUAUGCUUUGAAAAGUAUUAUGGUUUCCGCAUAAAUAAAUAAAUAUAUACAAAAUUAAGCAGCAUGAACAAGAGCAGCAAAAUCAACAUGUUGUAAUGAUUUCUGAAGGAUCAUGUGAUACCUGAGAUUGGAGGAAUGGCUACUAAAAAUGUAGCUUUACAUCCCAGGAGUUAUUAAACACUUACUUAAAAUGUUUAUUUUAAUUUAUUUUUUCUGUCGACUAAUGCUGUUUUUCUGGUUAUGAAUGAAAGGUAAAACACGUUUGAAGUUUGUGAUGUACACUAAAUCCAAAAGAUGCCAGAUUCUCUUUCCAAAUGGUCAGUUUUAUCACACCACUAUGCCAGUGUUCUCAUAUCAACUCAUGUUUAUAUCUUCCUCUAAUAUGUUCUGUCCGCUUUAAUGCCAUUUUACUGGAAUAAGAGGAGUGGGUGGGAGACUGGAGGAGGAAAGAAUGCAAACCUUUGUCUACAGACAAUGAUGGUGGAAGAGAAAGAAAGCAGCUUGUCUUUCUGUCUGUCUCUCUCUCUGUAUUGUUGUGUCUGGAAGACGUCAGCAGAGGAGAGGAAUCUGAAGAGCGGGACACAUGGAAAAAGAGAAGGAUGAAGAAAGAGAUGUCUUUGUUUCAUCCCAUAAAUGUGUCCUGGUGAAAGGGCAGUGAGAGGAGUAACAGGGUCAGGAGGAGACUUUCUCUCUUUCACUGUCAUACUCACUCUCUUGCCCCGUCUUUCUUUUCUCCUUGAUGUGAUAUUGUUAUCAUCAUGCAUUAAUAUAGUUUGUUUGUUGUUAAAGGGAUAGUUGUUAAAAG
Molecule: messenger RNA, 3140 nt
Organism: Carassius gibelio (silver crucian carp)
Lineage: Eukaryota; Metazoa; Chordata; Actinopteri; Cypriniformes; Cyprinidae
Gene: nags
Product: N-acetylglutamate synthase
Exons: 8
Coding region: 35-1558 (507 amino acids)
Biological process (GO): L-arginine biosynthetic process
Cellular component (GO): mitochondrial matrix
Molecular function (GO): L-glutamate N-acetyltransferase activity, acting on acetyl-CoA as donor; arginine binding
Source: RefSeq, a predicted model, not a curated record